AAAGCGUCACUCCAAACAUUAUUUGGAGAAUCUCUACCUAUGUAUGUUCGUCUUAGAUAUAUUCCGUAUGUGUAUCAAUCCAAAUAAAAGUUGGGCAUUUUGUACUAUCUUCAUUACCCAUUGUCUCGAUAUUUUACCUGCAACAUCAAAAUAUCAGUGGAAAAGAAAAAAGAAAGUAAGCAAAAAUACAGAAGAGGACCCUACCAUUUAAGCAUAACCAUCAUUAACAACAAAUACCAACAACUCAUUUGAUCAUACAUCACAAAAUUACUAGGCCGGCUAGACCCCAUUAAUUUUCAAGAUUCUCCUAAAUGUACAUACAUAUAUAUAUAUAUAUAUAUAUAGUCAAACGUCGAUUUGAUCUCCUCCUUCAUCAAGAAAACAAAAAUGAUGUUUCUAAGCUCAGCAAUUCAAGAAUCACCUAUAGCUUCAACCAUAUUCACCAUACUAGCUGGUGUUUUGGUCUACUUGUAUCGACCUUAUUGGCGUGUGAGAAAAGUACCUGGUCCUCCAGCUUUUCCACUUGUAGGACAUCUUCCUUUGAUGGCUAAAUAUGGCCCUGAUGUCUUCUCUGUCUUGGCCAAACAAUAUGGUCCUAUUUACAGGUUUCACAUGGGAAGGCAGCCACUAGUUAUUGUUGCUGAUGCAGAGUUAUGCAGAGAAGUUGGGAUUAAGAAAUUCAAGGACAUACCAAACAGAAGCAUUCCGUCUCCUAUUGCAGCAUCCCCUCUUCAUCAGAAAGGCUUAUUUUUUACUAGGGACUCAAGAUGGUCAACAAUGAGAAAUACUAUUCUAUCAGUCUACCAGCCAUCUUAUCUUGCUAAGUUAGUGCCAAUCAUGCAAUCGUAUAUCGAGUCUGCGACUAAAAAUCUUGAUUCUGAGGGAGAUCUCACAUUCUCUGAUCUCUCUCUCAAGUUAGCAACAGAUGUAAUUGGACAAGCUUCUUUUGGUGUGGAUUUUGGACUUUCUAAACCAAUAUCAGACAAGAUGAGUCAUCAUCAAGAUGAUAGUGAAGUACAGGAAUUCAUUAAGCAGCAUAUUUACUCUACAACACAACUCAAAAUGGAUUUAUCAGGUUCUGUUUCAAUCAUACUAGGCUUGCUUGUUCCGAUUCUUCAAGAGCCAUUUCGCCAAGUUCUCAAAAGAAUCCCGGGUACUAUGGACUGGAAGGUGGAAAGAACAAAUAAGAAUUUAAGCAGUAGGCUGGAUGAGAUAGUGGCAAAGAGGAUUGAGGAAAAAGAUCGUAGCUCGAAAGACUUCUUGUCACUUAUAAUGCAGGCAAGGGAGUCAGAGAAGUUAGCUAAGAAUGUUUUUACCUCAGAUUAUAUCAGUGCUGUAACUUAUGAGCACUUGCUGGCGGGUUCUGCAACAACAUCCUUUACUUUGUCUUCUAUCAUCUAUCUGGUUGCUUGCCAUCCAGAAGUUGAGCAAAAGUUGCUUGCUGAGAUAGAUGCUUUUGGCCCUGAUGAUAACAUGCCCACUGCCAAUGAUCUUCAGCAGAAAUUCCCGUACCUCGAUCAGGUAAUCAAAGAAGCAAUGAGGUGUUACAUUGUCUCGCCCUUAGUUGCCAGAGAAACAUCAGCUGAAGUGGAGAUUGGAGGCUAUAAACUUCCCAAGGGAACAUGGGUUUGGUUGGCUCUUGGAGUUCUUGCUAAGGACCCUAAGAACUUCCCUGAACCAGAGAAAUUUAAACCAGAGAGGUUCGAUCCAAACUGUGCAGAGGAAAAACAAAGACAUCCUUAUGCAAAUAUUCCAUUUGGAAUAGGUCCGCGGGCAUGCAUAGGGCAGAAGUUCUCCAUACAGGAAAUCAAACUGUCAUUGAUUCAUUUGUAUCGCAAGUACAUUUUUCAACAUUCUCCCCUCAUGGAAAGCCCAUUGGAACUUGAGUAUGGCAUAGUCCUAAACUAUAAGCAUGGUGUCAAGGUUCAUGCAAUCAAGCGCAAAUGAAACUUUCCAACAUAUCUAAUGAUGCUGACAAGCAAUGGUGAGAGAGCUCAACCUUUUCAAACCUAAAUCCAGUCCCAUCUGUGUAACAGAACUAGUAUGCAUACAUGAAACUUCUAUUACAUGUAACUCAAUUUUAUGACAAAAAAAGAUGUGAAGUUUACGCAUAGUCACACAGUCAAGAUGUGAUCAACUUAUCUCAGUAAUUUAUGAUAAUAAAGCAAAUGAUCUACAUAA
This is a messenger RNA of Solanum lycopersicum (tomato), 2181 nucleotides long. RefSeq names its product cytochrome P450 711A1. The record is from RefSeq and is a predicted model, not a curated record. Lineage: Eukaryota; Viridiplantae; Streptophyta; Magnoliopsida; Solanales; Solanaceae. Gene Ontology annotation, molecular function: heme binding; oxidoreductase activity, acting on paired donors, with incorporation or reduction of molecular oxygen; iron ion binding.